UUGCAAGUUGCGGAUGGAAUAAAAAAGAAAAACACAUCCUCGCCCCUAAUGUUGUUGCCUUUACAAGGAGAUUUAAUCAGGUCUGUUUCUGGUGGUACGAGAAUUUUAACAGCACAGACCUUAAAAAUAAGGGCAGAGAUCCUCAGCCACUUUGUGAAAAUAGCAAAGAAACUUCUAGAACUGAACAACCUUCAUUCACUCAUGUCUGUGGUGUCAGCUCUCCAAAGUGCACCUAUUUUCAGGCUGACCAAAACCUGGGCCCUUUUGAAUCGCAAGGACAAAACCACUUUUGAGAAGCUGGACUACUUAAUGUCGAAGGAAGACAAUUACAAGAGGAUGCGAGAGUACAUCCGCUGCUUGAAGAUGGUGCCCUGCAUUCCUUAUUUGGGGAUUUAUCUCUUGGACUUAAUCUACAUUGAUUCAGCCUACCCAGCUUCCGGCAGCAUCAUGGAGAAUGAACAAAGAUCUAAUCAGAUGAACAACAUUCUCCGAAUAAUUGCUGAUUUGCAAGUCUCUUGUAGCUACGAUCACCUUCUAAUGUUACCCCACGUUCAAAAAUACUUGAAGUCCGUCCGGUAUAUUGAAGAGCUUCAGAAAUUUGUGGAAGAUGACAACUACAAAUUGUCCUUAAGAAUCGAGCCAGGAAACAGUUCCCCGCGGUUGGUCUCAUCGAAAGAAGACCUCGCAGGUCCGUCCGAAGUGUCGGCAGCUGUGAGGUUCAGCAGGAGGCCCACCUGUCCAGAUGCCUCGGUAGCGGCCAACUUGCACACCCCUCCUGUACCACGACACAGGAAGAGCCACAGCCUCGGAAACAAUAUGAUGUGUCAAUUCAGUGUAGUAGAAAGUAAAAGCGCCACCUUUCCAACAGAGAAACAGCGCCACCUGCUGGAUGACAGUGUCUUAGAAUCUCACAGCCCUGUCAGGAACCAUCCGCUAAAUUCCAUUUUCACCAAUGGCAUUUCUCUAGAAAGCAGUGAAAGUUCAGAAUUCAGCGAAGAGCCGUCAUCUGGACUGGAGAGGGGACGGCUGUAUGCCACGCUGGGGCCUAACUGGCGGGUGCCAAUUCGGAAUUCACCCAGAAGCCGGAGCUGUGUCUACAGCCCAGCAGGUGCCUGCAGUUGCAGAUCAGGGGCUUCCAUGGGUGUGGUGACUAUGGAAGGCCCCCUGAGAAGAAAGACGUUGCUGAAGGAAGGCCGGAAGCCUACGCUGUCUUCCUGGACCAGAUACUGGAUUACUCUCUCGGGAUCCACUCUGAUCUAUUUCGGAGCCAAGUCCUUGAGGGGCAGUGAGAGGAAGCACUAUAAAUCAACUCCCGGAAAGAAAGUUUCUAUCGUGGGCUGGAUGGUAGCCCUUCCCGAUGACCCUGAACACCCUGAUAUUUUUCAGCUGAACAACCCAGAUAAAGGCAAUGUUUACAAGUUCCAGACCGGCUCCAGAUUUCACGCAAUAUUAUGGCACAAACAUUUGGAUGAUGCCUGCAGAAGCAACAGGCCUCAGGUACCUGCAAACCUUAUGUCAUUUGAGUAACCUGCUCCAGUGUGCGGUAUAACGUCCAGUGCCAAACUGCAAGAUGGGAAGAUGGGUUUCCAUUGAAGCAAGGAGGAAAGACUUCGGAGGAAACCAGCUAUCUCCCGCAGCGACUUCAGCACUUUUCUACAUAACUUGAAAGUAAUUAUGAUACAGCUUCUAGAAACAGAAACAUGAAUGUUACCCUUCGGACAGGAUCUGACUCACUGCACUGAUGAGAAAGAGGAAUUGGACUGUUUGGAGAUGCAUCCUGACCCAUCACAGGAUCCUUGGGUCCUUAACUCUAGCUGUGGAGGUCCCGACAGCUGUGGAUUUCUGUCCUGCCACACAAACUUUUAUCUGUCACAUCUCUGCAGACAUUUUUCUUUCUUUCUUUUUUUAAACUGCUCUUUUUACGAUCAAGCUGCUUUAUGUGACUCGAGAACUUUUAGCCCAUGUUGGGUUUAUACAGUUAUUUCUAAUGCACAAAAACAACAAACAUUUGACAGUGUUAACUUGAUGCAGAGUGUCAAUUAGAAUAGAACGUUGUGAAACAACCUUUUUAUAACCUUAAGUGCACUGAGCCUCCUCCGCCCUGCGGCAGCCUCAGAUUUUUGUAUCAAACUUAAGGGACGCGACCGACGUCCCGACCGAAGCUAUUUGGGAAAUGUUGUAUUUUGGCACUAGAUAAAAUAUAUAUAUAUAUAUCACCUGUAAUUUUUCUGUUUGUAACUCAUAAUUAAUUGUGCUGUAUUUUGUGGUGGUUGUUUUUUGUUUUUUGUUUUAAUUAACUGGAAGUACCCCUAGCAACGAAGGGACUGCUGAAAUGCGUUCAGGUUUUAAGGCUCCUUGUCGGUGACUUUAUCCCAAAGGAAAGGCUUGCCUUAAAUUGUGGGGCUUAGGGGCUCAGUGGGGGUGCUAUUCAUCCAAAAUGACCCGCAGGGUGAGCUUCUCCGACAUCCCCCAGGGCUGGUUUUAGAACGAUCCUGGGAAGCAUUUGUUGCUGUUAAUGUGGACUCUCCUUUCCCCUAUUCCUCCUACAAGAGAGAAGGUUUUCAACCAAACGCAAGUCCCAUCUACUCAGCCAGAAGGUCAGUGUGAUCUUAAGCAAGGUAGAACAGCUAAUUUCAUGAUUUCCCCAACCACGCCUUCCAGCAGAGAAGCCAUGAGCUGCUUCGCGGCAUCAUGGGGGCAGCCAAUGAACCCAGCUUCUCAAUACAGAUGUGGGGGCAGCCAAUGGACCCAGCUUCUCAAUACAGAUGUGGGGGGCGCCAGUGGUCAUUUGGGAUGAACAGCACUCUUGGCUUGAAAGAGAGCCGUGCUCUCAAGAGCAAUCCGACUACUGAUGUGAUGUAUCUCUGGUUCUCUUCCAAGCUUGUAUUUACUUUUAAGUACGUGCUAAACGUCUCCACCGUUAAUGAUUGUAAUGCAUUUUUUUUAAGUGUCACGCCACCGUAUUGUCUAUCUCUUGUUCCUAAGAGCGGAAGGAAGGUAGAGAAAUUCUUGGAUUUGGACAGGAAGUGAGAGAACACGUUUCCGCCCCCAGCCCUCCCCUGCCCUGCCCCCAAAUCCUUGUUUUUUUCUCGUGGCGAAAUUGUUGGAAACCAUUUCCAACAAAAUGGCGGGUUACCAGUUAGGUAGUUCCUGCAGGUCGGGUUUCCUAGUUGAUCAUCCCGACGUAGCAUCCAUUGGGAUUCUGAAUGUCUAUGGCACAGAAUGAUGAUUCCGGAGGACGCUUCCCCUUCUCUGGAUUUUCUAUCAGGUGGCUUAAUCGCGCCUCUGUUAGCGGAGGACGCGCCAUUCACCUGGAGCCUUUGAAAAAGGGCCUUCUCUUACCAGCUGCAUAAUGACAGUUUAACAUCUGGCUUCCAGCCCGAUUAAGCCAGCUAGGAAAUCAGUUUGCAUUUAGCGAAUUUGAGCUCAAGUUUGCAUCAAUCCGCUUUUUUUUUACAACUGUGCUAAAUUUCUCCCUUUAUUUUUUAAAAAAUUUUUGUAAAUGAGCUACUGCAACGCCUUCCGAGAAGCAGACAAGCAAACAGAAAUUUUUCUCGGUUGGGAAAAAACCGAUUUGCAGCGAAAGGGAAUCGUGAAUUAUUAUUUUAUUUCAUAACUGUCAGGUCUGUUAGCAAGCUGUUCGAAGGGUGAUGCAACAGCAUUCAAAUGCAAUUUAGCAUUUGGUCAAAAGAAAAAAAGAUAUUGGUACGAGGACGAAACCUGUUGCUUAGAGAGAAAAAUACAGACAGCGGACUUCUUUUUUUAAAAAAAAAGAAAAAAAAAUCAGGUUUUUAAUUGCCCAGAAUGAAUUCCUAUUGACACCGAGGAUUGGACUAGUGCAAUAAUUAACCCCAUUCAUAAACUUUCUGUCUUGGUCUGAACUUGGUGAUGAGCAAAUUAAUGAAAGUUAAAUGACUAAUGGCAGUGCCCUAUUUUAGUGCAAGAAAGGAGAUGGUUUUCAAUGCAAUCUUUUGGAAAGGAGUUCCCAAAGUUUGCAUUUCCUGCAGUUCCUGCGUUCGUCCCCGAAAGGCAGAGCAAAUGUAUGAAAUUGCACGCGUGUUGAAUUUCAGUCCUUCUGACUUCCAGAAAGAAAGUUCAGGAUUUGAUUGUCAAAUGCUUUUCAGAACGAAUGAACAAAAAUUGAUUAUUGGUUUUACUGGGUAAGAAAGAAGAAGCGGGGCAAAAGAAAAAAACCACUGUAAAAAAUUCCCCCGCUCCCCUCACAUGUCUUAAAGAGGAAGGAAGUCUCCCUUCUUGCUAAUCUCAAUCAUUUUAGUUCGUUCCCUUCUUGUGAAGUGUUAUCAGGACCGGAAAUCACGAAGUGGUUUUUUUUAUGACAAUGGGAAACAUGCUGGUUUUGAUGUGCUCAGAUUUUGCCUCUCCGUUGCAACGAAGAGAGACUUGCAGGCAUUUGCAAAGAGAAUGGCAAAACUUUGAAAGCACCUCUGCUUUUGGAAUGUUUUUUCACUAAAAUUUCUUUUUAAAAUAAUAAUAAUAAUAAUUUUUUUUAAAAGAGCCAGUGUUACAAAGGAAGGCUUGCUAUGGGUUUUGACUUCGGUAGCACACUAUAUAAGUAAGCACUGUUAGCCCACAGCCCGGAGGGGAGGGGGAGGGAAUGUACAGUAAUGAUGAAGGGACACAGUGCUUCAUUUAGCAAUACAGGCUGCAGGGUGGUUUGAAAAAGGUGAAAUAAAUGAGUAAUAAAACAGUGUAUUCUUCUUCUUAGCAUAAUCCGCGUUUAAAUGGUAAUUGUCCUAUGAAAAGCAUGAGGAAUCUAUUUAGCUGCUUUUUUUAACAAAUGUUUUUGUUUAUUUAAUUGUGCAUCUUUGACUGUGAAUUAAACAGGUGCAUAUCGGUACGAUUUUAAAAACCGGGUCUCCCCCAGAGAAGGUGCCACCGCGCCCUCAUCCGGAGACACCCUUCCCCCCCCCCCCCAUCUCUGUCCAACGACAGGUAGGGCCAAAGCUUGGCCAGUGAAGUUUCCCAUUUUGGAAACGCAUGAAAAGAGUACGUUCACACACACACACACACACACACACACACACACGUACGUCUCCGUGAAGCUUCUUCAACCGGAGACGUAAGUUCCUUGCCGCCCGGAGAAGCAAAACAGGGCGUGGCGAAGAUGAAGGAAUGGAGAUGGGCGCACGUGUGAACGUGUCCGUGCUCCGAAGAAGGUUAAUUUUUUUUUCCUGCCUUUUGAACUUUGACCUACCCUGUCCGGCGCAGGACGAGUUGCUCUGUGGGACCGACCGCCGUUUAGCUAUUUUUGGGGAAGGUGGUUUCCCACCCGUCUGUUGAAUUUCCACGCCGGCAAUUCAUGUAGCACUGUUAUCGAGGCCAUGUUUUGUUACUCCUAAUUUACUAGCCG
This is a messenger RNA of Thamnophis elegans (Western terrestrial garter snake), 5371 nucleotides long. RefSeq names its product Ral GEF with PH domain and SH3 binding motif 1 (gene RALGPS1). Gene Ontology annotation, molecular function: guanyl-nucleotide exchange factor activity. Gene Ontology annotation, cellular component: plasma membrane. Gene Ontology annotation, biological process: Ras protein signal transduction; positive regulation of GTPase activity. Bases 49 to 1527 code for a protein of 492 amino acids. The record is from RefSeq and is a predicted model, not a curated record. The transcript has 16 exons. Lineage: Eukaryota; Metazoa; Chordata; Lepidosauria; Squamata; Natricidae.